CAUUGUAAGGGCUGGUAGUUCUGUGUUUGUGUAUGUUUCGGUGAAAGGUGUCAGCAGCCCAAACAAUAUGGCGUCGAGUGAUACGAUGCCAAGCGAAUGACGAAUUUGAAAGGAUAUGGAAGGAAGCGGUCGUGGCCUAAUUGAGCCACUAUCUAGGAAUUUUCCCUGGAGGGACUAAUCAUGUCAGGGACCCGGAAGAUUCAUCACCGUGCUCACGCCAGUCCGGCACUUGAGGAAAAUGCAGUGCACACCAUCGUGAUAACGUUCUACGCCUGUAAUCCGGAGGCGCUCGCUUCGAAUCUCGGCGGGGUCACCGACUGUCGUGGCCAAGGCUUUUCAGGAUUUUUGUCAGUCCAGGAUGAAUCAGAAACUAGCACCACAUCAAACACAAAGCCACGUGGGGGAAAGCUGGCACGGCGGGCCCGCUCUUUCAAGGAGGAUUUCCUGGAGAUCUUGUCGCAGAUGCGGUCCCCGGGCAGUGGGUCCGGGCAGCGCUCUGGGUCCCCCCACUCCCCCAAGACCCGUACCGGCCACAAGGUUGCAAGCGUUGAUGCGGUCGAUGGCGCCACAGAAAAGAAUCCUCUGCGAGACCUGGAUCUACACGUGAAACAGGUGCAAUUUGCCCUGAAGCAUUUUCAUGAUGUGAUAACGAAGAAGAAGCUGGAAAUGCUGGCGGGUAACGGCACCAUAGUUCUGGAAACUGUGACGACAAUCCAUGGCGUGCUCAAAUCAUAUGUCCUCAACGAACACAGUUCCACGCUGGUUUCUGCAACGAACAAAGUGUACCAAAGCCUCGCAAAGCUUAUCAAGUUGUGUGAUGAUGUACUACUGCAGGGAGAGAAGGCCUUGGACAAGGAGAAUGUCACUGAGAUGAUCCAGCUGCUGGAGGAUGCUGUGCAGAAUCUUGUUUCAUUGGCUCAAGAUCAGAUUGCAAACCGUGAGAGUAGUUCCAAGGCACUGAGCAGUCACAAUCAUCAUAUGAUGAUAGUGGAUCAUACCUCCAGUUAUGCUGCUGAUAUUCCCCAGCGCAGCUCUCUCCCUGACAUUCCCCUUACUCCACGUGAACGGCAGAUCUUGGAGCAGACGUCUUCAUCUGUGUUGGACAGGCAUGGCUACAGUUCCCUGCCACAUUCGCAGAGCUCGGAGUCCAUACUCAAUGACACCAGUCCACCUCCCAAGCCUCCACUUCCAGGGAGGACUCAUCACAUGUCUGACAAUAGUGAUACACCCUGUGGGGAGCCGCCCCCACUACCUCCCAAGCGCCGUAACCGUUCACUGCACAACCACCAGUCAGAACUUGAUGCCUCAGUACAUGAGGAUAGUGCUGCCAGCAUGACAGACACACUCAACAGCAGCAGCAACACAAGUGGGGGCGGUCAUAUGUCAGGACUUGUGGCCAAUUUUGAUCGUGUCAGCCUGCGCAGUAAGUCUCCUGAGGACACCUCGUCAUUAUUGAGUGCGUCUGCUGGCAGCUUGGACUCAGUGUUGAAUCACUCACGUGAGGAGGAAGAGAUACAGGCGCUGAUGGACCCUGCAGAAGAUUCUGUGUUCCCCAGCGACAACAUCUUGACACACGGCCCUGCAAUGAUUCUGAACAGCGGCUCGUCAUGUUGCUGCUGGGACAGUUCCUCAAGCACAACAUCCACUGAGCAGAUGUCCAACACUGACAAAAAUCCUGCAUCUGCAUCUGUUCUCCUUUCUCAGCAUCCUGACAUGCAGCAGUUGGACUCAACCAGAAAGUCACCUCUGUUCAGCACGGAUCUGCCUCCUAUUGCCCCCGGCACAGUCCUAGGGUUUGACACAUCGCUUGGCACACUCUCGUCUUCACAUGCAGAAUCGGGAUUUGCGUCCAUGCAUUCUCUGCACAGCUCAAGCCACAGUUACACAUCAUCACAGCAGAUUAGUUCCCGCUCCUCACAGCAGAGUUCAGUGUCAUACAUGAGCACCGAAUCAACUAGCAACAAGAUCUGGCAGGUGCAGCGCACCACCACAGAGUCCAGUGUUGCCACGGCACAAAUGCAGAGGCUGGUCCCCUCCCUUCACCACACAGAACAGAAUGUUGAUAGUGAUGUGGCAAGGAGCAUUUCCCCAGAUGGAGACUCUCUGCCAAAUGUCCCACCUGCAUUGCCAGAAAAAACAAGGCCAAAACAGCGGAGAGACCGACAGUUGUCUACAUAUGACAAUGUUCCGUCAGAUGCAACAGACGAGUUCUGUCGGGUGCAUCGUGUUCAGAGUUGCAGCGUGCAUCAGUCACAGACCAUUCAGCAUGGCAGCUGCCAGAGUCCAGAUGGGAAACCACCGCCGCUACCGCUGAAGAAGAAACACAUGUUCCAGUCAGUGGCUUACUCUGUUAUGGCAUACAUGGAGAUGUUUGGCAACUGUUCACGUCCAAACACCAACGAGUUCCUGCGCCACUCAGUGCACACCUACAACUUGCUACAGGCUGAGUGGCAGCAGCAGGAGAUGUCACUCACAUCGACUCACUCAUGUUCCUUCUCCGUGGUCUCGUCUCACAGUUCUGGGGUGCUCUCCGGGAGUAUCGAUGUGUCAAGUUCCUCUCUGAAGGAGACACCUGGACACCCCCCUGCUCUGCCACCAAAACGUAGUCGCACAUCCAGCAUAAAGUCAACAGCUAGUCCUCCACCCACGUCACCUCCUGUAACCUCAAGAUCGCAGCAGGAGGGGCAGCCCUUCCCAACAGAUUUGGACAUCACUCAGACAAGUCAGGAGGAGACAAAGGGGCCAGCAGCAUGGAAGUUAGAACUACCUGCCUCAGUGGCCCUGGGGACCAAUAGUGUGCAAGCAAAACAUAGUGAAUCAGAGCUGACAGAUGAGAGCAGCCCCCUUGAACAACUGGACAUCACAAAAUAUCUAGUCAUCAAGAAGCCUGAUGAAGAGGGUCCUGAUGUUCGUGGUGGGCAUCCUGAUGCGCUUAUCAUACAUGCCACAAAGGCGAACAAGAAUGAGGAAAAUGAGACAGACUUCCUGUACCAAGAGGCAUUCCUGACAACGUACCGCACAUUCCUCUCUCCAUUGGAUUUGAUUCGGAAGCUGUGCCAUAGGCAUGAACGGUUCAGCUGCUCAUCAGACAUGGUGAAGCAACGGGCGGCCCGAGAAGCAUUCUCUCUUCUAGUCAGAGUAGUCAGUGAUCUCACGAUGUCUGACCUGGACAGCUUGCUGCUACAGUCGCUGAUGGACUUUGUGUACCAACUCCUUUGUAGUGGAGACCUGACGAUGGCCAAGGCUCUGCGUGUCAAGAUAAUAGAGAAGUGCAACGCAAAGCGCUUGUACAGUGCUUCCAGCAUGCUGCUGUCCUCUCUGAACAUCUACACUAGGCAAGCCUUGUUACUCGACUUCAAAUCUGAACAGAUAGCUGAACAGAUGACCCUGCUGGAUGCUGAACUCUUCAUGAAGAUUGAGAUUCCUGAGGUUCUGAUCUGGGCGCAGGAGCAGAAUGAGGAACGGAGCCCCAAUCUGACACGCUUCACUGAGCACUUCAACAAGAUGUCCUACUGGGCGAGGUCAAGAAUCCUGGAGCAGAACGAAGCUAAGGAUCGAGAGCGUUACGUAGUGAAGUUCAUCAAGAUCAUGAAGCACCUACGUAAGAUAAAUAAUUUUAACUCAUAUUUGGCAUUGCUGUCUGCACUCGAUUCAGCUCCAAUACGACGACUGGAGUGGCAGAAACAGAUCACAGAGGGCCUCAAGGAGUACUGCGCGCUCAUCGACAGCUCAUCCAGUUUUCGAGCAUACAGGCAGGCACUGGCUGAGACUCAGCCUCCCUGUAUACCUUAUAUAGGUCUGGUGCUGCAGGACCUUACAUUUGUUCACAUCGGAAACAGUGACCUGCUCCCAGAUGGCUCCAUCAACUUCUCAAAACGCUGGCAGCAGUUUAACAUUGUUGAGAACAUGAAGAGAUUCAAGAAGGGAACGUACGUGUUCAAGAAGCAUGAACGCAUUAUUGCCUUCUUCAACAACUUUGAUGAGUUCCUGUGUGAGGAGGCAAUGUGGCAGAUAUCUGAGUCAAUCAAACCCAGAGGUGGGAAGAAGGCACAGUAAACGUGGCAGUGAUAUGAUUGUUGUGGUGUGAAUGGGAGAAACACACGCAUGGAGAGGAGAUGGGGUCCUGGUGCCAUUCAGAAACACCACCUCAUGUAAAAUUAAGGUUGUCCCUGUCAUGGCAGGAAGCUGUAUGGGGAACUUGAGUUUUAACCUCAACAGUUGACGGAGGUGGGUGGUCACCUUCAGAUCCCAGCGAUUUAUUCCAUUGCUGCUGUGCAAGAAUUUCCAGGAAUAUUUUGUAAAAGAUUUAACAGCGCUUUGACAAGAGGUCUUGUGCCCAAGAUGGGAAGUUAAAAAUGUAUAGUUUGAAUAACUGUGCCAUCUCUUAUUAUGUGUAUAUAAGGUGUUACGGGAAGUGAGUUAAGUCACUAAAUGUCACUUUUCAGGAAAGGAAGGAACACAAUAAUGUACUUCAUUGUCACUGAAUGGAGAGUACUGUGCUUAGAGACAGAAUUUUGUGAUGCACUUAUCUCAUUUUGGCCAACUUUUUACUUCACUCUCAUUUCUGUAAGGCCAGAGCAAUAGGAGAGAAGCCUGUAAGGUUUGGUUGAACCGAAUCAUUGCAGACCUUCCCAGACAUGUUGGUUCACUGGAAAAGAAAUCGUUCCCAACAUUUAUGAUGAAUAUAGGUGUUUCAGUCAGUAUUCUUUUGUCUCAAAGUGUACAUGAUACCGUGCAGUUUACUUAAAGAAGGACCAGAAAAUACUCUUAAGAGUCACAUUGUUUUGGCAUGAUUCUGAACUUACUUCACUUUGUUAUACUGGAUGACUGCAUUAAUCUGCACAAUGAACAAGUGCAACGAACACCACGUCCAACUAGAUGUCACAUGCCAGUCUCUCAUGUAGGCCUAAUUUGUGAUGAACUUUAUUUUUGUUAGAUAUAUUUGUUUAAAUUUCAAUAUUUUAUAUCACAAUGUUUAUCAUGGAGUUGUAUUUGUCUGUUUCAUAUUCAUUUCAUUUUGAUCUGCAUGUGUAUGUGCCUGUGGGUUUGUAGAUGCUUCUUCAUGUUAAACAGUUGGGUUCAUGUGAGUGUGGCUCAAGGGAGCUGGAAGCAUAUCACUGAAACUGCUGAGGGACGCUUGUACAUUCCAGCCCUCAAUUAUACUGCAUGUUCCUUAAUGAAUAUUAAAUUAUUGGCAUUAAUAAUAGGCAACUUUUAACUGUGGCUUGAAAAUGUUGAUGUGUCCACACAAUUUUUUUACCUUUCUAAUUAGAGUUAAUAAUGCUGUGCACUGAAAUAGUUUGUCACUGGUCAUCUGUUGUCUCGUUUUUCUCUUAAGGUUUGUUUCAUGAAACUUUGGAUGCUGAUACUGUCAGGUUUGGAAUUUCAGUAUAUACUUCCCAAUGUUGUAUUUUAGCGUCCUGUUGCACUGAUUUUCAUCCAUGAUAUGUAUACAGUGGCCGUCUUAUACCGCACUC
Messenger RNA from Cryptotermes secundus, 5477 nucleotides. It is a transcript of the gene C3G, whose product is annotated as guanine nucleotide-releasing factor 2. The transcript is spliced from 19 exons. Gene Ontology annotation, biological process: Ras protein signal transduction; positive regulation of GTPase activity. Lineage: Eukaryota; Metazoa; Arthropoda; Insecta; Blattodea; Kalotermitidae. Gene Ontology annotation, cellular component: plasma membrane. Gene Ontology annotation, molecular function: guanyl-nucleotide exchange factor activity. The record is from RefSeq and is a predicted model, not a curated record. Bases 181 to 4056 code for a protein of 1291 amino acids.